AUGAACAUCCCACCAUCGACGAUUCACGGGGACAUUGAGGUGGAGAAAGCAGACCUUCCUAGUGCGGAACGGGACAUUGCGCUGGAGAAACUUCAUCGCUUGUUGAAUAAAUACGUCACAGAGAAAGAUAUUGCCCAGAAGUUGAGGAAGCGCAUGGAGAAGACGGUUGGAGGCAACUGGAGCGCCAUUGUCGGUGAUUCCUUUGGCUGCCAACUGAGCCACAUUGAACACGGUUUUCUGCAGGCCCGUGUGGGAAAGAAGGAGGUUAUUGUCUAUCGUGCUGCAUAA
Messenger RNA from Dibothriocephalus latus, 288 nucleotides. The record is from the annotation of a GenBank genome assembly. NCBI's taxonomy places the organism in Eukaryota, Metazoa, Platyhelminthes, Cestoda, Diphyllobothriidea, Diphyllobothriidae.